UCUGUCAUUAGUUCGAUUGUGAGCUGUCAGUUUAGUUUUUUCUCUGAUGUAUAUGAGUGCUUUUUACGGCUGAUUAGAAAAUUAAUUCUUAAAUUUGUGAAUUUUAUGUUACAAUAACCAAGGAGUGCAAUAAAUCAUUAUGCGGUGUAUUCUGGUUGUUGACUAAAAUUUAGAAAAAAAUCAACGUAAAUAUACCAACUUUAUACAGUGGGUUUAUCAAUAGCUGAUUUCAAGUGUGGAAAUGUAAAGAUACAUCGAUAUCCUUAUUGGCCUAUAAAAAAAAAAACAAAAAAAAAAUAAAUAAAUUCAACGGAAAAAAAUUGUUGCUCUUUUAGCUGAGCAUAGAAAACUAUUGUCAUUAACAUUCGUUGAAUUGGCGAUAAAAUAGAAAAAAUAUAAAAACAAAGGGUUAGCAACGACAGCAAAAACAACGACAACGGCGACAACUACCAUCUUUCUGCUUCCGAACGAUAUCAAUUUCCGCUGACGUCGGUGAAAAGAAUAAUCAAUGAGGAAUCAUCAAAAAUAGCAUAACCUAACUAAGGAUGACAGAUUUACCAGAAUGGAAGUUCAAACGGUGAACAAUCACCUAAAUAACUCCCUCAUAUCACCGCCAGCCUUGUCACAGUCACAACAAGCUCAAUUAAAUAACAGUAUCAUUGCUCUGAGCCGCAGCAACAGUCCGGCCAGCUCGAAUUCGGAAAUCGAAAAAGAGCUGCAAGAUUUGGAUUUGAAUAGUUCACUGAAUAGUGGCAGUGUUAGUUUGGGUGCCGAACUAAAUUGUAAAUCAAAUGGUUCGCUGAGCGGUGCGUCUACUACAAGCUCGACGACAGGCCUCACAACCUCAGUGACCACAGCAGCAGCAGCGGCGGCGGCAGCGACUACAGCGACAUCAUCUACUGAAGCAUUAAUAAAUGGCAAUGGUACUGAUGCAACAAAUGCUGGUAAUAGCUCUACAACAGCCGGCGCCACAGCAAGUAAUGCAUUGGCACAGGUGAAGAAGCGCAUUUCCAGCAGCCGAACACCAACACGCAAAGCGAGGCGAAUAAAAUUCUAUCGCAAUGGCGAUCGAUUCUAUACGGGUAUUACCAUUCCAGUCUCAAAUGAACGUUAUAGAUCAUUUGAGAGCCUUUUUGAAGACUUAACACGAUUAUUAGAGGAAAAUGUAAAAAUUCCAGGAGCUGUGCGUACAAUUUAUACCAUGUGUGGCAAGAAGAUCUCCACUUUGGACGAACUCGAAGACGGCCAAAGCUAUAUUUGUUCCUGUAAUAACGAGAAUUUCAAAAAAAUCGAAUACAACACCACCUCACAACCAUUAGCCAACUUGACACUCUCCAACAAGACAAACAAUCGUUUGUCCAAAGCUUAUCGUCCAUCGUCGCCGCUUAAGAAUGGUACCGGCACGUACAAUAGCGGUGGUGGCGGUGUAGCUGGGGGUGGCGCUGGCGGUAAUGGUGUAAAUGUCACCACUAAUGGCAGUCCAGUACUGAAACUAAAUGAACGCGAUAGCGUCGUACAUCCCCGUAUUGUGACGCUGAUAAGAAAUGGCACCAAACCACGGACAAUUAUGCGCCUUCUGCUGAAUAAACGCAAUAGUCCCAGCUUUGAUCAUGUACUAACCGCCAUCACACAAGUGGUACGCCUUGAUACCGGUUAUGUACGCAAAGUGUUUACGCUCUCCGGCAGUCCGGUUGUACAACUUGCCGAUUUCUUCGGUCCCGAUGACAUUUUCUUCGCCUAUGGCACAGAACGCGUUAACAAUCCAGAUGAUUUUAAGCUCGAACCUGACGAACACAAAGCCAUACAAGCGAUACGGAAAUCGCUACGUACCGCAGGAACUACUUACAAGGGCCCCAAACCGAAAAUGCCAGUAAAGAGUAAAAAUCUGAAUAGCGCCAAGCAUCAACAAAAUCAUCAACAAGAACCAUGUGAUCAGAUUGUUGAUGAAGAUUUGGCGGCGCUAAAUGAGAGCGGCAUUGAUGCAAGUGAACUGCCGGGAGUAAUACGUGAGCGUUACGCGUUAGGACAAAUUAUAGGCGAUGGUAAUUUUGCUGUUGUACUGAAGAUCAAAGAUCGGCAGAAUGGUUUGCCAUAUGCGUUGAAAAUCAUCGAUAAAAGCAAAUGUAAAGGCAAAGAGCACUAUAUCGAUGCAGAAGUGCGUGUAAUGAAGAAGUUACAACAUCCACAUAUUAUUUCAUUAAUCUUGGAUGUCGAUCAGCUGUCGAAUAUGUACUUGGUGCUGGAGUACGUGAGUGGUGGCGAUCUUUUCGAUGCUAUUACGCGUGUAACACGUUUUUCUGAAAAUCAGUCACGCGUGAUGAUCAAGCAUUUGGCCUCAGCCAUGGCCUAUUUACAUUCCAUGAGCAUUGUGCAUCGUGACAUUAAACCUGAGAAUCUAUUGGUUGAGUUGGACGCCAAUGGUAGUGUAACCGAACUAAAAUUAGCUGAUUUUGGUUUGGCCUGUGAAGUGACUGAACCAUUGUAUGCAGUGUGCGGCACCCCAACUUAUGUGGCACCGGAGAUACUAUUGGAAACAGGCUACGGAUUGAAGAUCGAUGUCUGGGCAGCUGGUAUUAUACUAUACAUCCUGCUUUGCGGUUUUCCACCCUUUGUGUCGCCCGACAAUCAACAAGAGCCACUAUUCGAUGCCAUCAUUACGGGAGUCUAUGAAUUCCCUGAUCCCUAUUGGUCUGAUAUUGGCGAUGGUGUACGCGACCUCAUUGCAAACAUGCUGCAAUCGGAUCCCGAUGUACGUUUCACUAGCGAAGAUAUACUGGAUCACUACUGGACUCUGGGUGAAUGUAUUGACUAUAGUAGUUGAAUUUGCUGCCUAGGUGGUGUGGUUGGUUGAAAACAGGGAGGGAAAACAGAAACAACAAAAGCAAGAGCAACAAGAUCACAUUGUAGGGAUAUAGCUAGUUUAGGUAGCUGCGCUUGUUUGUUUGUUUGUCGACGUAAACACAUAGGUUUAGUAUUUGGGGAUGUAGUAUUAGUACUGUGUAUUUAAUGGCUUAUUGAAAAACUAUAAUUUACGAAAAUUUAUUUAUAUGCGAAAACAAAAACUAAAAAAACGAAAUUAUUGAUGAGUUUUGUAAGCGCUGAAAAAUGUUAUUGUGGAUAAUUUUUUUUUGUUUUAACUAUUCAACACAGUUAGCAGCGACUUAGCUAAAAAACAUGCAUAUAUAAAAUAUAGGCUUACGUACAUAUAAACACACAUGUGCAUAUGCAUAUACAAACAUAUGUAUGCUUAAGUAUUUUAUUAAACUGUAGUAUUUAUAAUUUAUUGCUUCUUUAUAUGGCAAACCUUAAACUUAAAACACAUCUACGAAAAAUUUGGCAAACUUAUUUAGUGCACCGUUAGAAAAAGUAAAUCCACAGUUGGUAAUAAUAUUAAACGAAAAAAUAAAUUCAACCGCCUAUGAAAGGGAAAAUCAACGGAAAUGUCACAACAUGUAUAAAAUUGUACGAAUUCGAACACUAACACAAAAAAACAAAAAAAGGAAAACGCUUUCGAAAGAGAAAAAACACCAAGCAAUCAACUGAUACUAUUCGUAUAUAUUUUUUAUAUAAAUACUUUGCACUUUCAAUUUUAUUGGUUAUUUUAUGUUGCAGCAUUUAUCUGUUAUUGUCUCCCAACUGAUAUUUUCCUACAGAUUAAUCUAUUUUAUCCACUUUAUGUAUUAUUUUCUAUCAAAACUUUUACUACUUUUAAUACUAUUGCGAUAAGGAUAGCUGUAAAAUAUUUUUUAUGUUUUAUGUCAUUCUAUUUUUAGUUUUCAUUUUAAAUGCAAAACGAAAAAUCAAAACGAUGCCCCUUAAAAUGCUAUUUAACUACUUAUUAGAGUUUUGUAUGCAUAUUUUAUUAAAUAAUUUUUAAAUAAUAAUUUAAAACAAAAUUAUUGUAUUAUUGUUUUAUAUUUUAAAUUGAUAUUCUCCGGUAACUAAAGUAAUUUUGCUUUGCUUCAGCGAAUUGUUCGCCAAAUGUAUAAAUUAGUGAAUUAUUUUUAAAUCUAAUACAAACAGCUAACAUUUUUAAUGUAUACAUUGUGAUCAUGUGCUGUUUUAUCAUUAUAAAAACAAUUUUAAUGAUUCUACAUUUGUCAUAUUUUAUGUUUAUAUUUGAUUUCGUCGUUUAAAAACUGCAAGAAGAAAACGUGAAUUUCAAAACAAAAAACAUAUUAUUCGUAACUCCUUAUAGUGAAUUCAGAAACGCAUUAAUACAAAAAAAAAAAAAGAUAUAACUUAUUUCUAAUCAAUAAGGGAUAAUAAUAUCAACUAUGCAAAACCACAGGAAGCUGCUAAUUGUCGACUAAGUUGCGCAAAGUGAACACUUUCAUUAGCUAUUGCUUAAAAACAAAAUGGGCUGAUGAUUAAGAGGUAUUAGUGCGUUUUCGAAUUCCCUCAUAUUAUUAAUUGUUUUUAAAUAAAAAUUUUUAUUCUUUUAUAAACAACUGUAAUUGUUACCGUAACAGCUUAAAGCAUUCUCCAUUAAGAUUAGUGGAAUUCUGCUGGAGUGAUCUGGUCGAUCUGUUCAUUGACCUAAUAUUAAUCCGGCACGUUCCGGUAAAGCAGACCAUAUUUUCAUGGAAGUUGUCUUUUUAUUUUGUAUGUAUAUAUUUUUAGUAAAAAAAUUGUUUUUGUUUUGACUCUUUUAUUGUUUUUAUCUCUUCUUUAUAUAGUCCAAAAAAAUAUGUGUUUCGAAAAUUUAAAGAAAAUUUAUGUUAUCUCUCAAAAUAAAUAUUUUAAAUAGUGUCACACAAGAAGUCCAUUUAUUCUUAUAUUCAUACGCGUAUUGUACGUUUGUACGUGAAUACUUUAUAUACAUACAUACUUAAGUAGUACAUACAUUUCCCAAUAUUAGUACUUGAAAAAAAUUAUAUUAGCAAACACAACAACAACAAAAAACAACAUACAUAUAUAAAUAUAAAUCACAAGCAACAUAAAAAAAAAACAAUUAAAAAUGUUUGAUCAAAACGACGUAAUACAUAUUUAUAAAUGUUUAUUGUAUUUUGAAAAAUGAAAUUUUACAUAUAUAAAAUAUAUAGAGAGACACGAAGGAAUUCUAGAUAUGACGAAGCAAAAUUAUUAGAAAGUGCUAAAAACUAUCGAAAAUCAAAAAUAAAGGAAACAAAAAAAUAUAACAAAAA
Anastrepha ludens (Mexican fruit fly) is the source of this 5147-nucleotide messenger RNA. Its product is annotated as serine/threonine-protein kinase GL21140. Gene Ontology annotation, molecular function: ATP binding; protein kinase activity. Gene Ontology annotation, biological process: protein phosphorylation; intracellular signal transduction. The coding region runs from base 563 to 2821 and encodes 752 amino acids. The transcript has 10 exons. The record is from RefSeq and is a predicted model, not a curated record. NCBI's taxonomy places the organism in Eukaryota, Metazoa, Arthropoda, Insecta, Diptera, Tephritidae.